This is a messenger RNA of Penicillium longicatenatum, 975 nucleotides long. RefSeq names its product aldo/keto reductase family protein. The coding region runs from base 1 to 975 and encodes 324 amino acids. The transcript has 2 exons. The record is from RefSeq and is a predicted model, not a curated record. NCBI's taxonomy places the organism in Eukaryota, Fungi, Ascomycota, Eurotiomycetes, Eurotiales, Aspergillaceae. Gene Ontology annotation, cellular component: cytosol. Gene Ontology annotation, molecular function: oxidoreductase activity.
AUGGAUUCCAAAGUCAAACUUAUCUUUGGGGGUGCCUUCGUGGAUCAAUCAUUCUCCAACCUUGAUUUCAUAAACAAGGUACUCGAUACUAUCAAGGCAGGAGGUGUCGAGAGCAUUGAUACAGCCAGAACCUAUGGAAACUCAGAAGAAUUGCUAGGUCUGGUUUCGGCUGCCUCCCGUUUUAACAUCCAAACAAAACUGCCCGGGGGCUUUGGCCCGCAGCCAUCUACCAAAGAGCUGUUGAUCAGCACCACGGAGCAAAGCUUAAGAACUUUGAAGACAAACCAGGUUGACGUACUUUAUUUACACGCACCUGAUCGUCGAACCUCCCUUGAAGGCCAGCUAGAGGCUUUUAACCAGCUCCACCAAGCUGGAAAGUUCAAAAGAUUUGGUCUCUCAAAUUUCUUAGCCAACGAGGUUGAUGAAGUCGUCCGCAUUUGCCGCGAGAAGAACUAUGUUCUACCAACCGUUUACCAGGGGAAUUAUUCGCCCGUUGCUCGUCGAGCGGAAAACGACAUAUUGCCCACUCUUCGGAAACACAAUAUGUCUUUCUACGCCUACUCUCCGAUUGUCGGAGGGUUUUUAACAAAAGCCGUCAAAACUUUGGUCGCGGGUGGUGACGGCCGAUGGGAUCAAACUACAGCAAUAGAUGGACUCUACAACGCCCUCUACAAUAAGCCCAGUAUGCUGAAAGGCCUGAAGUUGUGGGAGGAGAUUUCCAACGACUCCGGGAUCGCCAAGGCCGAAAUUGCAUACAGGUGGGUGGCUUACAAUUCCGAUCUCAAAGGUGAACUUGGAGAUGGUUUGAUCUUCGGUGCACGCACCUUGGAACAAGUCAACCAAACUCUUGCUGGGCUGGAGAAAGGACCACUUCCUUCUCAUAUAGCGGAGCAGAUUGAAAAUGUGUGGAAGAUCGUUCUGCCUGAUGCUCCCGUGGACAACUUUCAUUCGUACGCGGAGAAGCGUAACGAGUAG